GGCGACGCGCGGCGCGCUCGCGGCAGUCCUCUCGUGCUGUACUGUAAUCAUAUGACAGGGAGUCUGUCCCGCUGCUGAACACCGAACCACCGGAGGACCGGAGCGAAGCAGGCGGGGAGCAGCUGAGGGUCGGUCCGUAGCUGAAGGAGCGGAGGACGAACUAGAGCCAAACUCCCCCCCUCCCUGAACUUGUUGUAAACUGUGGGAGAGCCGAGGGGCUGCUGAGGAGGACCGAAGGAGCUGAGAGUCUGAGCGGCGGAAUCCCCGCUGGGAGCUUCGCUUUUUAUUAAAAACAAUAAAACAGAAAGAAAAGUUGAAAGUUGCUUCUCUGCCAGUCAGGACGCCCGGAUCCAGAGCCAUGGUGGGGGAGACAGAGGUGAAGGAAAGACCCAAGUCCAACCCGGACUAUCUGAUGCAGCUGAUGAACGACCGGAAGGUGAUGAGCUCCCUGCCCAACUUCAGCGGCAUCUUCACGCACCUGGAGCGGCUGCUGGAUGAAGAGAUCGGCAGGGUGCGCAAGGACAUGUACAACGACACGCUAAACGGCGGCAUGUUCAACGGGCGGGACAUGGAGGAGCUCCCCGAGGCCAUCGGCCCCGUGGCUCAGCUGCAGGAGAAGCUCUACGUUCCUGUCAAAGAAUACCCCGACUUCAAUUUUGUAGGUCGGAUCCUGGGCCCCCGCGGCCUGACAGCCAAACAGCUGGAGGCAGAGACCGGCUGCAAGAUCAUGGUGCGAGGAAAAGGCUCCAUGAGAGACAAGAAGAAGGAGGAGAUGAACAGAGGAAAGCCCAACUGGGAGCACCUCAGCGAGGACCUCCACGUCCUGAUCACCGUGGAGGACACGCACAACCGCGCCAAGAUCAAGCUCCAGCGAGCCAUCAACGAGGUCAAGAAACUCCUGGUGCCCGCUGCUGAGGGGGAAGACAACCUGAAGAAGAUGCAGCUGAUGGAGCUGGCCAUUCUCAAUGGGACCUACAGAGACGCCAACGUGAAGACACCCAAUGCCGCCUUCCCUCUAGCGACCCCUCAGGCGCCUCGGAUCAUCACGGGCCCCACGCCCGUCCUGCCCCCCACCCUGCGGAACCCCGCCCCUGUGACCACGCCCACCAUCAUGCCUUUGAUCCGUCAGAUCCAGAGCUCCGCCCUCAUGCCCGGAGGCAAUCCGCACCCGGCGCUGGUGCAGCAAGGACCCGAGUCUGGAAUCAUCUACACGCCUUACGAGUAUCCCUACACACUCACGCCCUCCAUAUUGGAAUACCCGAUCGACUCAACCGGAGUAUUAGUCCCUUCUUCCUGUGUUUUUGCAGGUAUGGCAUUCCCAACCAAAGGCUAAGCGGUAGCAACCCCUUCUUAGCACACACCUGGACUGGCUUGCAGAGACCCUCCCCCUCCCCAACACACACACCCCUUCACCCCCAUUCCCCCCCCCCCACAUAAACCCGCGUAGUUAUCCCUCAGAGCAGAAAGUCAGUUUGUUUCCACGUUUAAUUCCCUCUAUUGUAUUAGCAGACUAGCAUUGUGGUGUGACAACUACUUACCUGUUUAUAAUGACUCAGCUUCUGCUUGUAAUUUUUAACACAUUUUUUAGUGAACCUGUAGAUGUUUUAGAGCUGCUGUUUGCGAUCUAACCUAACGGUAAAAGCUUGUUUUGAUCACAGAGCUAUAAACGUGUCUUUUUGCUUAAAAAGCUGAUUUUGAAUCUACUAGCGAAGCUUAGUUGAGGACUAGCGGUGUGGAUUAAUGAUUUCCGUAGGGAGCAGAAGACCACAAAACAACAAAAGGUUCUAGGUCCUAGAGACGAGAUGUUUUUGUUUUGUUUUUAUUUCCACUUAUUUUCACCCUCAGCCUGGAGCGCCUGGUAAAUUCCUGGUGUCACUGACGUUGGUGCCACGGGUGGGGCUGUCUGUUGUCUUUCUGACGAGUAACCCUUCUGUGUUUUGUUUUCGGGGGGAAAUAUCAAUGGCUGUUAGCAGGUGCCAUGACCACUAAGGUACGACGCCACGACAAGAGAAUCCAUCCUUACCAAAGGGUAGUGACCACAGACAGAGGUUAGUUAGCUCACCAGCCACUCUGUGUGUGUGUGUGAGUGUGUGUGUGUGCAUGCAGACCAACGGACCAAUUUCCGUUUACAUGAGUCCCUUAAAACGGCAUGCCUUAAGAGAGAGAAAAGAUGAAACCGUACCAGGCUAAAUGACAGCUGCUCGAAGCGGGUGGCCUCGCGGGGGCCAGGGGCCCGCUCAUGUGACCCGGCCCUUGUGACUCCUCUGAGCCGUCUUUUAUGGAAACUUUACAUUUCCCCUCCUCGGUACUACUUCUGAUCACCUAAACACUGUGGAAACUCUUAUUUAUGCUCAGCUUCAUUCCACUAGAUUUCCACAGUUUUUCUUUUUUUUUAUUGUUUUGUUUUGUUUUGUUUUUAUACACAUAUAUAUCUAUCUAUAUAUAAUGAAUUAAAUCCUGUGUAAUUCCCAAUUCUUACAUAACGGUUAAAGUAAAAUAUGAGAAAACACAGCGUGUGAUAACUACUGAAGUCUGUGUUAAGAGCUCUUUUGUAUGAAAUACUGUUGUUUGUGGUCUUAUCAGUCGCCCACUGGACUUUAUCAUUGGGACUGUUUACAACUUUCAUUUAUUUCCUAGCCAGAGUGGUGCUGUUACCAUGUAUUUAGCUGCAAAAAUAAAUUUGUAUAUAGGGAUUUUAAGGAUUUAAGUGCUUAAAUGAAGCUUACAGAAUAAGAUCGCUUGGAAAUACCUGUAGUUUGUUUUUUAGUUUGUACAUUUGUUUUGUUUUAUGAUAUGCUUUUUAUAGAUGAAGUGUCUCCAUGUAAACUGUAUUCAAAAGUGUGUAGCUACUACUGUUUUAGUCAUCACAAAGGUGACGAUGAAGGCAGUGUUUUUCUCUGUGUAUUUAAGAUGAGGUGACCUUCUCGAUUUCGCAGGCCUCCAGACUGUUAUAUGCAAUAGAAAUGGAAAAAAUUGAUUAGCUAGCUACUAUAUAUACAUAUAUAUAUAUAUAUAUUUGUAUGUAUAUAUAUAUGUGUGUGUGUGCGCGCGUGUGUGUGUGUGUGCGAGCAGUUGUGCUCAUGUUGUAUAAGAUGGACAAAAAAACACUAAAAGGCAAUAAAGAUGAGUAUUGAAACAAAUCUCUAAAGCGAA
Molecule: messenger RNA, 3153 nt
Organism: Cyprinodon tularosa
Lineage: Eukaryota; Metazoa; Chordata; Actinopteri; Cyprinodontiformes; Cyprinodontidae
Gene: qki2
Product: QKI, KH domain containing, RNA binding 2
Exons: 7
Coding region: 359-1333 (324 amino acids)
Biological process (GO): regulation of mRNA splicing, via spliceosome
Cellular component (GO): nucleus
Molecular function (GO): mRNA binding
Source: RefSeq, a predicted model, not a curated record